UACAUAGUCACGUAAAAUCGCCGACUCCAAAAAAAUCUUCAUUUUUACUCAUAAAGAUGAACAUUCCAUUUCCAGAAAGUGCCUUGGAUCACAAAAAUUGUCAAAAUUUAAUGAGUUUGAAAGAUGACUGCUUGCUCCAUCUUCUACGUUAUUUCGAACUUUUGGAACUAAUGGACCUUCAAGGAGUUUGUUGUCGCUUAGACAAUUUGAUUUUUCGAUCUCGCAAAAGAUUCGGAUCCAUAAAUUUUGAGGAUAUCUCAUCUGGAUUGAAAGCAAAAUUCAUGGAAGUUCUCCAGUUCUUAGGUUCAGCAGUGAAAUCCUUAAAUAUGGAAGGAUUUAACAAAAGUUACCCAAAUGUUGAACCAUCAGUGAUUUUUGAAUGGAUCGAUACUCAUUGCGUCUACUUGGAGACAUUCAUCAAUCCAAGUAUCGAUCUUCAUGAAAUCACGGCGAUCCAAAAGUUUUCGUCGCUGGUCAAACGAUUGAAAUCUUUGACCUUGAGAGGUCAAAUUUGUGAUGAUAGUUUGGCUGACAUCUUUGAAGAUACUUCACUUGAAGAGUUGGAGGUCUGUCAUAAUCACGAUAUUACUGAAAGCUUCUUUGUACAUAUCUCAAAUUUAAAAUCAUUGAAAAUCUCGUAUUGUAAGAAGAUGUCAUCAAAUUCUCUCAUAGAAAUUUUGAAAAAUAAUUUGACCUUGAAAACGCUCACAGUAUAUGUUCAUUCUCAAACUAUUGAAGGCAACGACAUCUUAUUGAACUUCAUAACCAAUAACCUUAAAGACAUUGAAGAACUUGAAAUAUGGUCACUUUGUCAUAACAUUUAUCGUUUAGCUGACUUACCGAACCUUAAAACGUUGAAAAUUGGACACACAAGUAAUGAAAGAACUGAUGCGAUGUCCCAAGAGAUAAAUAAACUAUUGGAAAAACUGAAGCAACGAAAUAUAAUGGAAAAACUUUAUUUCGUAGGGUUCGAAGGUCGUAUAAACAUGGAUCUUCUUUGCAAAUUAACCAAUUUGAAGGUAUUGUUUUUGAAUGGAGGUAAAGCACUUACGAAUGCUGAAAUGAAAAAACUGGGAAAUCUUCCAAAUCUUGAGCAAUUUAUACCUUGGGAGAUAAAGAAAGUUUCAUCAAUUCUAACUUUGUUAAAAUUUUCUCGGAAACUUGAAUAUUUAAGUGUCCAGUCAAGCGACAUGGACUUUGAAUUUCUUGAGAAAAUUAUUCAGAUAUUGAAUGAGGUUAAACGACCAAAAUUAACACUUAUUGUUGACCAUUUUUAUGCUGGACAAAAUGUUGAUAGAUAUCACCAGUUACUUGAAGAUAAUAAGCAUGUCAUUGACUUUGGUUGCGUUUGGUCGGAUUUCGAAGGCUACGGUCAAGAUUUUUCCGAUGAUGAUGAUGAUUAUUAUGAAGAUUAUUACGAUGAAAGUGAUGAUUAUAAUGAAGAACAGUUCUCAGGAUCCUCUGAUUAGAUGUCACAAUUUUAUUUGAGGUUAUGUUUGAAAAUUCCAUCAUGGCGCCUUAUUGCAAAAUUAUUAUAAAAAAUAUUGGAAUAAAUUUAUUUAUUUUAUAAACAAAA
Culicoides brevitarsis is the source of this 1576-nucleotide messenger RNA. RefSeq lists its product as uncharacterized. The record is from RefSeq and is a predicted model, not a curated record. Lineage: Eukaryota; Metazoa; Arthropoda; Insecta; Diptera; Ceratopogonidae. The coding region runs from base 57 to 1469 and encodes 470 amino acids. The transcript is spliced from 2 exons.